AUGACUACAAAUUCGGAACCAUUUGAUAAUACAAUAAAUCUUCUUCGUAAACAUUACGAAGAACUUAAAGAAGAUAAUAGAAGAUUAAAAGAAGAAAUUGAAGAAAUAAAAGAAAUAAAUAAUUUAAUUAAUAAUAAUCAAAAAAUCAAUCCGGAUCUUUCAAAUUAUGUUAAACUUUUUCAAUCUCAUAAAGAAUUACAAGAAAAGUUUAAUUCUUUAUCAUCACAAAAACAAAUAAUUGAAAAACAACUUGAAGAUAAUAUAAAAUUAAUUGAAACUAAAGAAAAUGAAAUAAAGAAUUUAAUUGAAAAUAAUUUAAAUUUAAAAAAACAAGCUUCAAAAUAUCAAUUUGCACUUGGAGAUGCAAUAAAUUAUCAAUUGGGUGAUGAUGAUAAUAAUAAUUCAGUUAGAUUAAAUGAUAAUAUUAUUCGAUUACAAGAUGAAAUAGAUGAUUAUAUUACCACUUUAAGAUCUUCAAAAACAAGAAUUCAUUUUAAAAAAGUUAAUCAACUUUUUUCUAAAUAUCAAUGUAAUUUAAAAAUGAAUUCUAGAACUAAAGAAAUAACUCUCAUUAAAGCAUUAUUACAACGUCAUGUAAUCGAAUUCAUUCUUAAAAAUACAAUUAAAUAUUUUGAGAAUUUUAUUAAUGAUAAUAAUAACAUUCUUUCACUUGAAUAUGAAAUUAAUUCUAAAGUUAAUGAAUUAAUGAAUUUAACUUAUAAAUUUUCAAAAUCUCGUUUUGAAAUUAAUAAUGUUACUUUAGCUGUUCCUAUUAAAGUAAGACAACAAAUUUUUGCUAUUUUAAGUAAUCAUGGUUUUUCUGAUAUAAUUGAUGAUAAUAAUUUAAGAUAUGAACAUAAUUUUAUUAAUCAAUUUAAGAAUGAUCUUAAUCAAGAAAUAAAUUCUUAUAGAGAAUUAUUGGAUCCUAAAUUAAAAGAAAAAAUUGAAAAAAAUUCUUCUAUUAUAAUUCGUGAUAUUAUUAGAUUAUUUUUCUUUAGUUUUAAAACUCAAGAACCAAUUGUUAAAUGGAAAUGGUUUAAUAAUAAUGAUAAAUUUAAUCCAAUUCAAAUGACUGGUUCAUUGGAUGAUGAUGAUGAUAUUGAAAAUUCUUUUGUUGAAAUAUGUAUAUUCCCUCUUAUUUAUAAAGAUUCUGAUUGUUCUUCAAAAUUACAAGUUUAUACUCCCGCAAAAGUAUAUAUUCGUGAAAAUAACUAUUCAGAUGAAGAAAAUGUUGAUGAAGAUGAUGAUGAGGAAGAAGAAGAAACAAAAAAAGGUGAAGAAACCAAAGAUAAAGAGGAAGAAACCAAGGAAAUUAAGAAGGAAAUAAUCAAAGACAAGGAAAUCAAAGAAAUUGAGAAAGAAAUAAAUAAAGAAGAGGAAUCUAAAGAAAUUAAAGAGGAAAAUUUUACUAAAGAAAAUGAAACAAGAGAUGGAGAAAUAAUCAUAAUAAUCGGAGAGAAGGAGAACAAAGAAAUCAAAACUAAAGAAAUUGAAGAGGAAAAUUUUAUCAAAGAAAAUGAAACGCAAGAUGGAGAAAUAAAUAGAGAGAACAAAGAAAUUGAGAAAGAAAUAAAUAAAGAAGAGGAAUCUAAAGAAAUUAAAGAGGAAAAUUUUACUAAAGAAAAUGAAACAAAAGAUGGAGAAAUAAUUACAGAGAAGGAGAACAAAGAAAUCAAAACUAAAGAAAUUGAAGAGGAAAAUUUUAUCAAAGAAAAUGAAACGAAAGAUGGAGAAAUAAAUAGAGAGAACAAAGAAAUUGAGAAAGGAAUAAACAAAGAAGAGGAAUCUAAAGAAAUUAAAGAGGAAAAUUUUACUAAAGAAAAUGAAACAAAAAAUGGAGAAAUAACCACAGAGAAGGAGAACAAAGAAAUCAAACCUAAAGAAAUUGAAGAAGAAAAUUUUAUCAAAGAAAAUGAAACGAAAGACGGAGAAAUAAACAAAGAGAAGGAAAACGAAAAGGAUCAAACUAAAGUAAUUAAUGAGGAAAUAAAUAAAGAAGAAGAAACCAAAAAGAAGGAAAUCGAAAUCAAAAGUGAAGAAAAUAAAAAAUCAGAAGAAAAGAAACCCAAGAAGAAAAGUAUUAUGAGUAAAAUUUUUAAAUCUAGAAAUAAAAAAUCAAAAGAUUCGACUAAAUAA
Messenger RNA from Rhizophagus irregularis DAOM 181602=DAOM 197198, 2136 nucleotides. RefSeq lists its product as uncharacterized. Gene Ontology annotation, cellular component: cilium; cytoplasm. NCBI's taxonomy places the organism in Eukaryota, Fungi, Glomeromycota, Glomeromycetes, Glomerales, Glomeraceae. The record is from RefSeq and is a predicted model, not a curated record. Gene Ontology annotation, biological process: protein localization involved in establishment of planar polarity.